AUGCCUGACCCAUCGCUAAAGCAUCCGUGUCUUCUCGGUGAGUACCGUACUGCCGUCGGCGCUGAGAAGAGGAGCAGUGCCUCUGGCUGGUGGACCGUAGACAGUCUUGAUCGCGGAGAAGAAACCCUUCCAUUCGUUGCGGUCUGCAUACCCUUGGAUCUCACCGGCGUUGCGAGCCCUCCAGGCCUCCUACCUCUCCUGCACGAGGCGGCGACUACGGCAGAAGGCUGCCCUGUUGUCUUUGGCGAGGCGGCUGGCGUCCGCUUUGUGCAAUCGGUUUUUCUGGACAAGUAA
Messenger RNA from Spirometra erinaceieuropaei, 294 nucleotides. Lineage: Eukaryota; Metazoa; Platyhelminthes; Cestoda; Diphyllobothriidea; Diphyllobothriidae. The record is from the annotation of a GenBank genome assembly.